Molecule: messenger RNA, 2209 nt
Organism: Saitoella complicata NRRL Y-17804
Lineage: Eukaryota; Fungi; Ascomycota; Saitoellomycetes; Saitoellales; Saitoellaceae
Exons: 2
Coding region: 1-1977 (658 amino acids)
Biological process (GO): Mo-molybdopterin cofactor biosynthetic process; molybdenum incorporation into molybdenum-molybdopterin complex
Cellular component (GO): cytosol; cytoplasm
Molecular function (GO): molybdopterin molybdotransferase activity
Source: RefSeq, a predicted model, not a curated record
AUGGUUUGCAAGAGACAUACAGAUGGUGCAAUGAAGGUCGGCGUGUUGACAGUAUCCGAAACUGCCUCACGCGACGCUACAACCGAUCGCUCCGGUCCCGUCCUCGUCGAGCUUUUCGAAUCGGAUCCCGACAACUGGGCAGUUACACAGAAAGCAAUUGUUCCCGAUGACAUUGACAAGAUCCGCAACACCGUCAAAGAAUGGUGCGACACUGAGGAAUUAAACCUUAUCGUGACCUCAGGCGGUACCGGCUUUGCCGUGACGGAUGUCACUCCCGAGGCAGUGAAGCCGUUGCUGGAGAAGGAGGCGCCAGGGCUGGUACAUGGUAUGUUGGCGUCCUCGUAUGCGAUCACGCCAUUCGCUGUCAUGGCUCGUCUCGUCGCCGGUGUUCGCGGGCAGACCAUCAUCCUCACCGUACCCGGCAGUCCCAAGGGCGCAAAGGAGAACGUAGAGGCUGUACUCAAGAUGAUGCCACACGCCUGUGAACUCGCAGCGGGUGAGAACAGUCGCGCGUUGCACAAGGGUGGAGUCAAGCAACUGGAAGAAGAAGCCGGUGUCGAGGGAGGGCACGCGCAUACGCAUAGACAUGACCCACAUCACCACCAUCACCAGGGACACUACCAUGGGAAAGUCGGUGGUAACCUCUCCAAGACCUUUGAUCAGCCAGUUACGAGACGCCACCGUGAGUCCCCAUACCCCAUGAUCAGCGUCACCGAAGCACAGCAAAUCAUCGCAGACCACAGCUUCGUUCUCAACUACGAAGAGAAGAAGGUCGACCACAAUCUCGUUGGCUGCGUCGUCGCCGAGGAUGUCGCAGCACCCGAGAAUGUCCCGGCCUACCGAGCAAGUAUUGUCGACGGGUACGCCGUCAUCGCUUCUGACGGUCGAGGAGUCUACCCCGUCGUCACAGUCUCCCAUGCAUCCGCUGGUGAACACCAACCCCUACAACCAGGCCAAAUAGCCCGUGUCACGACCGGGGCUCCCCUCCCACCUGGCGCUACCGCCGUCGUCAUGGUCGAAGAUACAAUCCUCAAGUCCACGAAAGAGGACGGCAAAGAAGAGAAUGAAGUAGAAAUCCUCGUCGAUGCAAAAGACGGCAACAACGUCCGUGAGAUCGGAAGUGAUGUCAAAGCCGGAAGUGUGAUCAUGCGUAAAGGCGAGGAAAUCACCUCAGUUGGUGGUGAAGUCGGUGUGCUUGCCUCUGUAGGCAGGGCAAAAGUCAAGGUAUACAAAAAGCCGAUCAUCGGCCUACUCUCGACCGGAAACGAAGUGGUUCCCCACGACAGAGAAGGCGGACUCAAAUCAGGAGAAAUCCGGGAUAGCAACCGUCCGACUCUCUACACAACCAUCGCAGCAUGGGGCUACCCCGUCGUCGACUUCGGCAUCGCAAAAGACACAGCCCAAGAUCUCGAAUCAACCCUCCGCACCGCCCUCGAAAAGACCGACGUCGUCAUCACCACCGGCGGCGUCUCCAUGGGCGAACUCGACCUCCUAAAACCCACGAUCGAACAUUCCCUAAAGGGGACCAUUCAAUUCGGCCGUGUCGCGAUGAAACCCGGAAAACCGACUACGUUCGCCACUAUACCCUGGCACGACGGGUCUACCAAACUGAUUUUUGCGCUUCCUGGGAAUCCGGCGAGUGCGAUGGUGACGUUUAACCUCUUUAUUCUUCCCUCGCUACGGAAGUCGGCUGGGUAUGAGCCUGCUGCGCUACCAAAAAUUAAGGUCAUACUCGCUGAAUCCGUUAGACUUGAUCCCCGGCCCGAGUACCAUCGUGCGAUCUUGCAUGUUGAUAAUGAAGGGAGGUUGAAGGCACACUCUACGGGAGGGCAGAGGAGUAGUAGGAUUGGGAGUAUGCAGAAGGCGAAUGCGUUGUUGUGUUUGCCUAGCAUUAUGGAAUUGAAUGGAAAGACUGAGUUGGCUGCUGGUGAGACUGUUGAUGCGUUGGUGUUGAGCAGGCUUCAUGGGUCCAUGUAAGAUCUACUACCGAUGAGUUCGUUUUGUAGUAUUUAGAUUCCAUGAGCAUGCUAUAUCGUUCAUACUCAAGAUGACUUGAAUCUACUAUCGCAAUUCAUAUCCACCCUCAUCUCCCCCCACCUCCGGUGCUGGCGUUCGUAGCAGUCCCUCUAACAAAUAUUCGAAGUCCAGUCCAAUGUGUUUCAAGAUCUCACACUGCUUCUUCGUCGCCGCGACACUCGCCUUAUACUCC